Molecule: messenger RNA, 1304 nt
Organism: Cololabis saira (Pacific saury)
Lineage: Eukaryota; Metazoa; Chordata; Actinopteri; Beloniformes; Belonidae
Product: fibroblast growth factor 23-like
Exons: 3
Coding region: 1-789 (262 amino acids)
Biological process (GO): fibroblast growth factor receptor signaling pathway; regulation of cell migration; positive regulation of gene expression
Cellular component (GO): cytoplasm
Molecular function (GO): growth factor activity; type 1 fibroblast growth factor receptor binding
Source: RefSeq, a predicted model, not a curated record
AUGGACAUCAACAGGCGACUGGGGAUGCGGGACACCGUGCUGGCGCUCUUCAUCGCUGUCCUGCAGGGACUCCCUGUCGGGGAAGCGGUACCAAACCCUUCACCGCUGCUUGGAUCCAACUGGGGGAACCCGAGAAGAUACGUCCACCUGCAGACCUCCACUGACCUCAGCAACUUCUACUUAGAGAUCAGGGUGGAUGGCACUGUGCGCAAAGCUACGACCAGAACGUCAUACAGUGUGAUUUUAUUGAAGGCUGAAACAAGGGAGCGCAUGGCCAUCCUUGGCGUCAAAAGCAAUCGUUACCUGUGUAUGGAUUUGGAGGGCAAUCCGUUCAGCUCGCCCAUCUGCCUCCGGGACGACUGUCUGUUCAACCACCGGCUGCUGGAGAACAACCGGGACGUGUACUACUCCACCCGGACCGGCAUCCUGCUCAACCUGGAGGGGUCCCGGCAGGUGUUCUCUGCGGGCCAGAACCUGCCGCAGACCUCGCUCUUCCUGCCCAAGAGGAACACGGUGCCGCUGGAGCGCCUGCUGCUGCAGCACCGGGAGAAGAGGAACCGGGUCGUGGACCCCUCGGACCCGCACAGCUUCUACCAGUGGCAGCCCGAGGACGCCAACGACUCCCGCGCCGUGCCAGAGGACGACGCGGACCCGGACCUGGAGGUGGAGGUGGAGGUGGAGGCCGAGGUGGAGGUUGGGGACGACGGCCGCAACGCGUCCAGAGAGACGCCGCUGGCCCCGGCCCCGGCCUCCCACGACCCCUGGAACGUGCACUCGUUUAGAGCCUGAAUUAUGGUUCCGCGUUAAACCAUAGAACCAUAAAUCAGACUCCCCUAGACGCCUUAACUAUACUAUGCGUGAGUUCAGUUUAACAUUCUAGCUUAGACCAGGCUUUAUAUCGGAACAUUGGUAAUAGAGCAAUUAAGCUGCCGCUUGUUUUUACACUGACUUCGAUGGAAGAGUAUUAGGGCCAGACAGGAGAAAAAUAAAAAUAAUAUUUUAGAGGAGGAAGAUUUUUUGUUUUUCAUUGUGCACUUCGAGAAAAAAGUCGAAAUGUCGAGAAAAAAGUCAAAAUGUGGAGAUUAAUGUUUAAGUACAAUUUAAAGAAAAGUCGAAAUGUCGAGAAUAAUGUUUAAGUACAAUUUCGAGAAAAAAGUCGAAAUGUUGAGAAACAAGUCGAAAUGUUGAGAAACAAGUCGAAAUGUCGAGAUUAAUGUUGAAGUACAAUUUAAAGAAAAAAGUCGAAAUGUCAAGAAUAAAGUUCAAGUACAAUUUCGAUAAAAAAAGUCGACAUGUUGAGAAAA